This is a messenger RNA of Lolium rigidum, 1026 nucleotides long. Its product is annotated as methylesterase 17-like. Bases 172 to 930 code for a protein of 252 amino acids. The record is from RefSeq and is a predicted model, not a curated record. NCBI's taxonomy places the organism in Eukaryota, Viridiplantae, Streptophyta, Magnoliopsida, Poales, Poaceae. Gene Ontology annotation, biological process: jasmonic acid metabolic process; salicylic acid metabolic process. Gene Ontology annotation, molecular function: methyl salicylate esterase activity; methyl jasmonate esterase activity; methyl indole-3-acetate esterase activity. The transcript is spliced from 5 exons.
CAUCCGCCGAUAAUUUAGCACGUCCAUCAGGGCCAAACGCCAAACAUAAUGCAGGGAGGAGACAAACCAGCUGGUCCACACGCUAUAUCUUGCCACUUUACAUGCAAGAUAUAUACAGUUCCCCUGGCAAUUGGUAUAGAGAUGGUGAUGUACUCAAUGGGAAGAAACUGAAUGGGCAUGGCAAAGGAUCACUUUGUGCUUGUUCAUGGGGAAGGGCAUGGAGGGUGGUGCUGGUUCAAGCUCCGGUGGCUCCUUGAGGGUUCUGGCUACAGGGUGACCUGCAUAGACCUUGCCGGAGGUGGCGUCGACCCUACGGACCCCAACACAGUUCGGACAUUCGAGCAGUAUGACAAGCCACUCCUGGACCUCAUCUCCACCUUGCCGGAUGGUGAGAAGGUUAUUCUGAUGGGACAUGGCAUCGGAGGCCUGAGUGUGAUUCAUGCAAUGCAUGAAUUCGUUGACAGGGUCAAGCAAGCAAUUUUUGUGGCAGCUGCUAUGCUGCCAUUUGGACUUCAGACUGAUGAAGAUAAGAAAGAUGGCUUACCAAGUUUGCCUGAUAAUGAGAUUAAGUCGACAUUCGGUGCAGGAGCAGAUGAUCCUCCAACGACUGUUGCUUUGAGAUUAGAAUUCCAACGUGAUCGGCUAUCCCAACAAAGCCCUGAAGAGGAUUCAAUACUGGCUUCAAUGCUGAUGCGACCAUGGCCUGUGAGUGCUAUUAGUACUGCAAGCUUCGAAGGAGCUGACGAGAGAUUGAAUCGAGUAAAACGGGUUUUCAUAAAGACGGAGCGUGACCACAUGCUGGACCCUCAGCAGCAAGAUUCCAUGAUCAAGAAGUGGCCACCCAGCGAGGUUUUGGUCAUAGAUACAGAUCACAGCCCUUUCUUCUCUGCACCGGAACAGCUCUUUAAUCUAAUAGUGAAAUCUCUAUGAUGCAAAUAUGCAAAACACUAGACUGUAUAGUGGAUAUAUUCGAAUUCUUGUAACAUCACUUAUACAAAAUGAUAAGUAUCAUCUGAGUUAGGGUCA